Molecule: messenger RNA, 2651 nt
Organism: Orussus abietinus
Lineage: Eukaryota; Metazoa; Arthropoda; Insecta; Hymenoptera; Orussidae
Gene: eIF3b
Product: eukaryotic translation initiation factor 3 subunit B
Exons: 10
Coding region: 81-2267 (728 amino acids)
Biological process (GO): translational initiation
Cellular component (GO): eukaryotic translation initiation factor 3 complex
Molecular function (GO): translation initiation factor binding; RNA binding; translation initiation factor activity
Source: RefSeq, a predicted model, not a curated record
UACUGAGUGAUGGAGACGCUGGCUUGCGGUCGGUCGCUGCCAUUUUGACCGGGCUCGCGGAACGCGCAGAGGUUUCCAAGAUGGCGAAGAAAACGUCGCUCGAUAAACCUCCACAAAAUGAAGACGGGACGAAGAACAACGAUGCCGCGGUCAACGAGGACGAGGAGCCGGAUUUCAGCGAUUCCGAGGGAUUCGUUGACGACAUCCCUGACGAAGAGUUGUUGUCGGAUUUGAUGUCGCAAAAGCCAUCGGAGGCGGAUGGAGUUGAAGCAGUGAUUGUUGUCGACGGUGUGCCACAGGUUGAGCCGCAGCGUCUUGAGAAACUGCAGGCAGUUAUUAACAAGGUUUUUGGGAAGUUCGGGACGAUUGUCAAUAAAUACUAUCCCACUAAUGAGAACAACAUUACCAAGGGGUACAUAUUUCUGGAGUACAACAAUCCACAGUCUGCCCUUGCUGCCAUUAAGUCAGCUAACAACUAUAAGCUCGACAAGCAGCAUACGUUUAAAGUUAACCUGUUCACCGACUUCAAGAAGUUUGAGGACAUCCCGAAAGACUGGGAGCCUCCUAAGCCACAACCGUACAAAGCUGCAGGAGAUCUACACUAUUAUCUUCUCGAGCCCGAUGCGUACGAUCAAUUUUGUGUGCUUAGUGGAAACGGAGCUACCGUUUCCGUGCAAAUCUGGCAAAAUUCUGCACCUGAGCCAACUCUGCUCGAGGAGCGAGCGAGGUGGACCGAGACUUAUGUGAAGUGGUCCCCAUUAGGAACGUACCUUUCCACUUUCCAUAAGCUUGGUGUAGCUCUUUGGGGUGGACCAAACUUUACUCAACAAGCUCGAUUUGGUCAGCGAGGUGUCGAGUGUAUCGACUAUUCCCCGUGUGAACGUUAUCUUGUUACGUACACUCCACGUCCUGAUGGCACUGCAGAUCAGAAACGUCUUAUCAUCUGGGAUAUUCUCACUGGUCAGGAGAAGAGAUCUUUCUAUCCAGAUGGAUCUUCCGUCUGGCCCAUCUUCCGAUGGUCCCAUGACGACAAAUAUCUGGCUCGUAUGGGCGAAGAUAUCCUCAGCAUAUACGAAACACCAUCGUUUGGUUUGCUAGAGAAGAAGAGUAUCAAGAUCCCUGGAAUCAGAGACUUCAGCUGGUCUCCAACGGAUAACAUUCUCGCCUACUGGGUUCCUGAAGACAAAGAUGUCCCUGCGAGAGUGACGCUACAAGAAAUUCCAAAUCGUAACGAGAUUCGUAACAAGAAUCUGUUUAAUGUAGCCGAUUGCAAGAUCUUCUGGCAGAAGUCCGGUGAUUAUCUUUGCGUGAAGGUUGACCGAUUCGCCAAGCGGAAGGAGAAGACCGAGCAGAAGUACACGGUACUGAAAUUAUCCAUUGUCCUAAAAAUCUGUAAUAUAAUUUUAAGUAUUUUUCCACGAGAAUGUCAAAUCUUUCAGGGAAUAUCGUACAAUUUCGAAAUCUUCCACAUGCGCGAGAAACAAAUCCCCGUCGACAGUGUGGAGAUGAAGGAGCCGAUUCAUGCGUUCGCAUGGGAACCUGUCGGUUCAAAGUUUGCCAUAAUCCAUGGAGAGAUUCCCAGUGUGAACGUCAGCUUCUACGAAGUCAGAUUUGGUCAUCAGCCUACUCUCCUAAAGAAGUUGGAGAAGAAAGCUUGCAAUCAUCUGUUCUGGUCCCCAUCUGGACAAUUUAUCGUCCUUGCUGGCCUGACGACAAUGGCUGGAGCUUUGGAGUUCAUCGACACGAAUGACUUCACCAUCAUGAACUCAACGGAUCAUUAUCAGACUUCCGAUGUCGAAUGGGAUCCCACCGGAAGGUACGUCAUUACUGCUGUGUCGAGCUGGAAGACCAGUGUAGACAACGGUUACUGGAUCUGGACAUUCCAAGGGCGUAUCCUGAAGAGGGUUAACCUAACUGGUUUCAAUCAAUUGUUGUGGCGACCGAGGCCACCAACCUUGUUGACAGCGGAGCAAAUCAAGGAGAUCAAGAAGAACCUGAAGAAGUACUCGGCGCAGUUUGAGAGCAAGGAUCGCAUGCGUCUUACGAGAGCUUCCAAGGAACUCAUCGAGAAACGCUGCACCCUGAUGAAGUCCUUCGAGGAGUACAGACAGAGGCGUGCCGAGGAAUGGAACAGCCAGAAGCAGCAGCGACUUCAAUUGCGAUGCAGCAUCGACACCGAUGAGCUGGACUCCGACACAAAGAACAUGGAGGAGGAGGUCGUUGAAUUUUUCGUCAAAGAAGAGAACUUCGUCAUCGACGACAAGUAGACCGGCGAGAGGGAAAGGGUUUUUUUUCUUCGCCUGCCGGAUUUGGAAACCUCUGGUGCGCGGAAGGAGGUCGAAGGAGCCAGGAGACGCAGUUCGGAAGACGCCGGAACGGAGUCGAAACUAUGACCGGCAAACGAGGCUGCGGAUUAAUUGUAACCAUAAUUGCAACGCAUAAUCGACGCCUCGCGGCGCGCCUGAAGCCGAUCGGUCGGACGCCCCGCGGGAGGCGUCGCAAUCGUAGUACCGUCAAAUUCUAUCACGUCCCCUACAGAAUAGUGGUCGCCGCGAUCGUUCGCGGGAGUAUUACUUGUAUCUAUUUUAUCCCACAGAGUCCCCCCUCUUAUUUAUCCCAUUGGUUUCGGAAUAAAUUUACCAUGCGAGAGA